AAGAAAUGCUGGCCAGGCUGCGCCUUUUCUGCCACCGCCCGGGGAUCCGCCUUGUCGCCCCCGCGCCGGUCCCUCGCUACGCCGCCAGUCUCGUCAAAUACUCCCCCUCCCUCUCGCCCCUGUCCUCCUCCUCCUCGCCCCUCCGUCGUGUCGUCUCCUCAACCCCCCCGUCGCCCAUCAUGAGUGCCACCGUCACCGUCACCGAGCCGCCCCGGAUCACGGCCGAAAAUGUCGCGACCCUCUUCCCCGACGUCGACACCUCGCUCGCCCGCGAGGUGCUCCCGACUGCGGCGACCAACCCCUCCGCGACCCAGGGGGCCGACGAGCUGGCCGGCUACGAUGAGGAGCAGGUCCGUCUGAUGGAGGAGGUGUGCAUUGUCCUUGACGACGACGACAAGCCCAUUGGCAGUGCUAGCAAGAAGACCUGCCACCUCAUGACCAACAUUGAUCGCGGCCUCCUCCACCGCGCCUUCUCCGUUUUCCUCUUCGACUCCAACAACCGUCUGCUGCUGCAACAACGCGCCUCCGAAAAGAUCACCUUCCCCGACAUGUGGACCAACACCUGCUGCUCCCACCCGCUGGGCAUCCCCGGCGAGACGGGCGCGCAGCUCGACGCCGCUGUGCUGGGCGUGAAGCGUGCUGCCCAGCGCAAGCUUGAGCAGGAGCUGGGCAUCAAGCCCGAGCAAGUCCCGAUUGAUAAGUUCGAGUUCUUUACCAGAAUACACUACAAGGCGCCGAGUGAUGGAAAGUGGGGCGAACAUGAGAUCGACUACAUCCUCUUCAUCCAAGCCGACGUCGACCUGGAUGUCAACCCCAACGAAGCCCGCGACACAUGUUACGUCUCCGCCACCGAGCUGAAGCAGAUGUUCGAGAAGCCCGGUCUGAAAUUCACCCCGUGGUUCAAGCUCAUCUGCAACUCCAUGCUGUUCGAGUGGUGGGGCCACCUGGGUUCCCCGUCGCUGGAGCCUUACAAGAACGAGCAGGAGAUCCGGCGGAUGUAAGGACCCGGGCAGACAACUGAGUGAACGAUUUAGUAGCAUGGCUGGCAUGGCAUAUCCAUUCGUAAUUUGUCCGUUGCAUUGCAUGCGCAAGGCAGUGGCAGCGAGUCGCGCCUAGACUCAUUCCUAUUAUUUAUUAUUAUCUAUAAUUUAUUCCCCUUGAGUUUUCGUUUUGAAUUCUUGAUGUCAUAUAUCAUGUAUGUCGUUAGGUAGUGGUAUACGAUCAACCUUCAACA
Aspergillus heteromorphus CBS 117.55 is the source of this 1234-nucleotide messenger RNA. RefSeq names its product isopentenyl-diphosphate delta-isomerase IDI1 (gene idi1). The record is from RefSeq and is a predicted model, not a curated record. Gene Ontology annotation, cellular component: cytoplasm. Gene Ontology annotation, molecular function: isopentenyl-diphosphate delta-isomerase activity. NCBI's taxonomy places the organism in Eukaryota, Fungi, Ascomycota, Eurotiomycetes, Eurotiales, Aspergillaceae. Gene Ontology annotation, biological process: isopentenyl diphosphate biosynthetic process; isoprenoid biosynthetic process. Bases 6 to 1001 code for a protein of 331 amino acids. The transcript is spliced from 3 exons.